ACACUUGAGCUCAUACACGCACUCUCUCCCUCUCUCUCUCUUCUCAUCCAAUUUCCCAGCACCAUCCCUCCCUCCUCUCACUCCUCUGUCUCUCCAUGUAUAUAUAAACCCCAAAAAACACACAAAUACUCACAACUUCUCUUCAGCUCAGAAGCAAAAACAUAAAUAAUAAAUAAUAAUAAAAUAUUUCUAUUCAAUUAUUUUCUUCCGGGAUCCAGACAUGUACGGCGGCGGCGAAGAUCCGAAUCCGAAACAAAAACCCAUCGUGAUCCGGGAAGUGUGGGCCCACAAUCUCGAAUCCGAAUUCGAGCUGAUCCAGAGCGUCAUCGACGCCUACCCUUUCAUCUCCAUGGACACCGAGUUCCCGGGCCUCAUCUUCCGCCCGACCGUGGACCCCACGAGGCCAUACAGCAGCCAACUCCAGCCGUCUGAUCACUACAGGGUCCUGAAAUCAAACGUCGACGCCCUCAGCCUCAUCCAGGUGGGCCUCACCCUCUCCGACUGCCGCGGCAAUCUCCCUGACCUCGGCGGCUCCCCCACGCGCUUCAUCUGGGAGUUCAACUUCAGCGACUUCGACGUCACGCGUGACCCCCACGCUCCCGACUCCAUCGCCCUCCUCCGCCGCCAGGGCAUCGACUUCGACCGCAACCGGUCCGAAGGGGUCGACUCUGCCCGGUUCGCCGCGCUGAUGAUGUCAUCGGGGCUCGUCUGCAACGACUCGGUGAGUUGGGUCACGUUCCACAGCGCGUACGACUUCGGCUACCUGGUCAAAAUUCUCACGCGCCGGAACUUGCCCAGUGGCUUGGACGAGUUUUUGAGGAUUUUGAGGGUCUUUUUCGGAAACAGAGUUUAUGACGUGAAGCACAUGAUGCGCUUCUGUAAGAGCUUGUACGGUGGGUUGGACCGGGUUGCUAGAACCUUAAAGGUGGACCGGGCGGUCGGAAAGUGCCACCAGGCCGGUUCGGAUAGCUUGCUGACAUGGCAUGCGUUUCAGAAGAUGAGGGAUGUGUAUUUUGUGCAUGGCGGGCCUGAGCGACACGCUGGAGUGUUGUAUGGAUUGGAAGUGUUUUGAUUAUUUAAAGAUGCAAAAAAUUUAUGAAUUAAUUUGUAUAUUAAAUUUAAUUGCUUUCUUAAUUGGGGCAAUUUAAUUAAUAAGAU
Messenger RNA from Prunus mume (Japanese apricot), 1158 nucleotides. Lineage: Eukaryota; Viridiplantae; Streptophyta; Magnoliopsida; Rosales; Rosaceae. The record is from RefSeq and is a predicted model, not a curated record.